AACAUUGUAUUAGAACACCAUAUGUUAAAAACACUGUUUUCUUUUCCCUUCCACACUCGUUUCAUGUUAUUAUUCCUCAUGGAGCAUAUACAUUAAAGUAAUAUAUCAACGUAUACAUUAUCUACCUUAAGUCUAUUAUGUUAGUUAUACACCAAAGUUAUAGUUGCGCUUUUCUCACCGUGGCAGUCUCACAAUAUACGAGUCGAUAUAUCUUAGUAUACGAAAAGCACUAAUCAUAUUAUACAACAAAAUUUAACAUCGUUUCGUAUGAAUAAAUAAUAUAUAGUAACCAUAGAACACGAUGAACAAGCAUUUUUGGUGGAUUUUGAUCUCACUUGUACUGCAAGUGACGACAAUUGGCGGACGAGGAUCAUCAGAUUUCGAUUUUGAACAUAAUUAUGUUAGUUUGACGGUAAUGCCAGACAUAGAGCAACAAGGGGGCAAGCGUAUAGCAGUGUCGUGGCAAGUGCUGUCUACAAAUCCAAAUGACUGGGUCGGAGUGUUUGGCGCAGACCCAGCGCAUAACCGUUCUCAAACUCCCACCAAGAUGGCACUUCGAAAGUAUUUGGUGAACACCACUUCUGGCUGGUUAGAAACUGAUCUGACAGUGCGCAUGAAGACCAUACAGCUACUUUGCCAUGACGGUCAAUUUAAUAGCCAUUGUUUCGAUUAUUGGGUGGCAUACGUUAGUGGCGAGACUGACACGUUAUUAGCAACAAACUGUCUUAAGAAUCAACCUAAUUGGAUGGAUAAAUUGACAGACGAUAUCAAAUCUUUAAGAUUAGAUUCGUUGUUUUUGCCAGGUACGCAUGACUCAGGAGCAUAUGAUACUACGCAAAAACGUCCCAUUUAUUUUGAAAAAUAUGUCUAUACUCAAGAUGUUGAUAUUUUAAGUCAACUGUGCCAUGGAGCCCGAUACUUGGAUUUAAGAGUAGGUUUUGAUGAUCAGUCUGAACAUUUAUGGUGGCUACAUCACGAAAUUUAUCCAGUAAGACCUUUAUCACACGUUCUUGAGGAUAUAAAGACAUUUGUGGAAGCAACAAACGAAAUCAUCAUUGUCGAAUUUCAUAAAUUCCAUACAGGUUUUUCAAAAAAUCUGUCCAAGCACCUUCAAUUAUAUCAAUUUAUAACAUUUUACUUGGGUAAACACAUGGCUAAAAUGGGAUGGCAUAAAUCGUUAAAAGAUUUACAAACUGAAGGACAUAGAGUAAUCAUAGCUUACAACUAUUUACCAAUGACACUAUGUACUAAUUAUGAAAACCUAUGGACACCUGUUCCUCGAUAUUGGCCAAAUGCUCAAAAAUUAACGUCAUUUGAAGACUACGUACGUUUCUAUAUGAAUGAAAUACGAAACGAAAGUGGUGUAACAGUUCUAAUGGCUGAAUUAACUCCUACUCCAUUGGACGUUAUUUUCAAUAGAGGUUAUGGUUUACGACAAAUGAGUUCGAUAAUUAAUGAAUCUCUAUUCAAGUGGUUUGCCAAGCCAGAGUGGGGAAAAAACUUCAACAUUGUCGCUGUAGAUUUUCUACAAAGUACCAACAUCAUCGAUGCAGCAAUUUAUUGGAAUAAGAAAAAAAUCAUUCCAUCCAAUAAGUGAUAAUAACCUUAAAACGAUUUUUAAAAAUCAAAACCAAUGUCAUUAUGCUCAUUAAAUUUAUACAUAAUAAUAUAGUUUGUUAUAUAUGAUUACUACUAUAAGAACAAAUGCAUAUAGAAAAUGUU
Molecule: messenger RNA, 1722 nt
Organism: Melanaphis sacchari
Lineage: Eukaryota; Metazoa; Arthropoda; Insecta; Hemiptera; Aphididae
Product: PI-PLC X domain-containing protein 1-like
Exons: 5
Coding region: 302-1597 (431 amino acids)
Biological process (GO): lipid metabolic process
Molecular function (GO): phosphoric diester hydrolase activity
Source: RefSeq, a predicted model, not a curated record